Mus musculus (house mouse) is the source of this 3280-nucleotide messenger RNA. It is a transcript of the gene Nat8f2, whose product is annotated as N-acetyltransferase 8 (GCN5-related) family member 2. NCBI's taxonomy places the organism in Eukaryota, Metazoa, Chordata, Mammalia, Rodentia, Muridae. Gene Ontology annotation, cellular component: membrane. The transcript is spliced from 3 exons. Bases 324 to 1040 code for a protein of 238 amino acids. The record is from RefSeq and is marked validated. Gene Ontology annotation, molecular function: N-acetyltransferase activity; acyltransferase activity, transferring groups other than amino-acyl groups.
GCCAGACCAGAUCUGCACCCUAGAGGUUCACCAGGCUCUGGUAGGUUUUACUGGAUGUCAUCGGAGGCAAAGGCCAUCCUGGACAUUUGGAUCUGUCAUAUUAGACUGAAUCAUUCCAGUUGCUGGAAAGAGGAUUUGUUGAAACUUGGACCUGGGAACACAGGAGUUUUCAACUCUGGGCCCUGAAGAGGAAACAGAAGAUCUCAGAACAGCACAUCUUUCCACAGUGUAGAACCUCAGUUCCCAAAGGGCUCAGGGAAGUUAUGCAAGAAGGUCUGGAUGUCCCUUGUGAUCACUGAUACUUGAGAGCCAGAAGUCUCCCCAUGGCUGCUUAUCACAUCCGACAGUACCAGGAGAAGGACCACAAAAGGGUCCUGGAAUUGUUCUCCAGCGGCAUGAAGGAGCUUAUUCCUGCUGCCAUCCGACAGAUGCUGACACUGCCUCAUUCUCUCUUGCUCUUACCUGGAGUGCCUGUGACCAUAGUAUUGAUGUCUGCCUCCUGGCUCCUGGCCACAUUAUACAGCUUCCUCUUUCUCCUUUGCCUGUGGCUUAUUUUCUGGAUUUCUUGCAGAAAUUAUGUGGCUAAAAGUUUGCAGGCAGAUCUUGCUGACAUCACCAAGUCUUACCUGAAUGCACAUGGCUCCUUCUGGGUGGCUGAGUCUGGAGACCAGGUAGUUGGCAUGGUGGGUGCUCAGCCAGUCAAGGACCCUCCAUUAGGGAAGAAGCAGAUGCAGCUCUUUCGCCUGUCUGUGUCCUCACAGCAUCGAGGACAGGGAAUAGCAAAGGCACUGGUCAGAACUGUCCUCCAGUUUGCUCGGGACCAGGGUUACAGUGAUGUUGUCCUUGAGACUGGCAGUGUGCAACAUAGUGCUCAGGCUCUCUACCAGGCCAUGGGCUUCCAGAAGACAGGCCAGUACUUUGUCAGUAUAAGCAAGAAGUUAAUGGGUCUUUCUAUUCUUCAAUUCUCUUACUCUCUCCCUUUUGCUUCAGGACCAGGGUAUAGUGGGAAAUAUUUAAAAAAAGGUCCCAUUCCAUGCUAGCACCAGGUACUCUCUGGCCCCAGUGGUCUCACUGCCUCCAUGGCUUGUCCUAUGUAGCAACUGCCCAUCUUGAGGAUCUCUUGCUGGGGAUUGUAACCUGGUAAAAUCAAAAGUCUAGAGGCUUGUGAUUUAUCAGUCAGAUUUAAAUUAAUAAAUUCUCAACCCACAAAAUGUCCCCACAAUGAAUUCAAAACUCAAUUGAAAUAAACUGAGGCUACACACCUAGAUGGGGCAAACAUACCCUAUUUAUUAUUUAAUCAUCUAUCCAAUAAAUUCCCAAUAUAUAUGGCUCCCAGGACUGUGUGCUUCUGGCUUCUCAUCCUCUCCUAUAGUUUUGAUUUUGUCUCCUGCCCUGUGUCUCUUCUUCUCUCUAAUAUUUCCUGUUACACAAAGGAUGUGAUCCUUUUUUGAUUUGUGUGUCCAGAAGGCUUCAGUUCACUCUGCUCUAGGAACAAGCCACUCCUGGCAGUUUCCCAGUACCAAUCCCAAGGGCUCCCUUUGCACUCCUUUCAGAUGCAGCCAUGCUGGUGGUGACCUGUGGGUGUUGGCUCCAUUCUGCCUUUUUAAGUAUCUCUCUUUCGUCUUUCUAGUGCCAUGAUAAGAUAGCACAAAACCCAACUGAGUCCAUCCUGCACACAGUUCACUUAGGAAUCUGUUAGCUGUCAGUAUCAGCUAGGUGGUCUCAAGACUUCAAGGCAAGCAACCUUGCUGAGCUGAAGUUCCAGCAGCUCACAGGAUUUAAAUCUAAGACUUGUGUAGAAAUGGAGCCUCCACUGGUAGAGGCACAGCACAGAUCAGGGUGGCUGCACUGAGAGCACUGGAGCAACGAAGCCUGUAACUUACACCUAAGCCACCUCUGUGCAGAGGGAGGAAGGGGACCUCUGAUGCAGUGAGAGUAACUUUGAAUGGCCUCUCCUGGUGGAAUGAUCCCUCCUGGCCUCUUGGUCCCAGUCUUAUGGGAAAGCACAAUUAAAUGCAUGAAAUGUACUUGGGGAUUCAUGAAGAUGAAAUGGGAUCAGGAAUUGUAUGAAUAUGUCACCCUAGGGAAAAUGCCUGGACCAACUGGCACUCGAGUAGGUUGGACAUCAGUGGGCUUCCAGUGCUCCUGGAUUUCCUCUGUAAAAAGUUAAAAUGGCAGUUCAGGAGUUGGAACAGCACUGUAGAGUGGAGAAAGGCAGUCUCAGAACUAAUAAAGUUGUUGGCUGAAGAUGACCCUGCUAGGCAUAAGAGACUUCCAGAAUUGUUAAGGAAAGGCCCAGAGGGACAUCAAAUCACAGAUGUGGUUUCCACUGCUUUUGGUUGCAUGUUGGAACUGGAGAACUCCUUGCUGAGGACAUGACCUGUUUGGUUUCAGGACACAGAAGAAUCAACAGAGAGUGACCUGGAACAGCCUUGUGUGCUCGCUGGGUUUCUAGUGCCAAGAGGCUCGAUCCAGGCUGCUGAGGGACAAUUGUAGAGACAGUCUUGCUCCCUGUGCUGUGUUGUUACUUGCCGGGAAGAUGUAUGUUGUAGUGUUAUAGUGGCAUUGUUAUGUUUGCACACACAUACUUUCUGAUUAAGGCCUCCAUAGGUGGAUAUUCCCAUUGAUUAUUCUAAAUCAAGACAAAAUUAUGUGAUGUGCAGGCCACAGGCCAUAGUAAGAAGACUAGUACUAUUGUUUUAGUUUUUAUUAAGCAGAUAUAAACUUUUAUCAGCUUGCCUUCAUUUCUUUUUAUGCCCAAUGACUGCUGUACCAGCAUCACUUGUAAAGGGAGCCUUUUUCACAGUGAGAGGUAGUCACUCCAGAGACUCAUAAUUUCCCUGAUUGCUGAGCAUAACUGACUGAUCCUUUGAUAUAAUCCGAUAUUGGGUCAUAAAUGGAAGAAAAUGGAUAUACACAAACACACACACACACACACACACACAUCACCUGCUCCAAGGCUUGGAAGAGUUAUGGAAGCGGAUGCAUAAAGAUUUAAGAUCUGGAGUGGGUGGGAUACCCUGUAUCUCUCUGGUCUGAAUUGAAACUUCCCCUUUUAGGGGGCUGACAGAGGCCCAGGAGACUCUGGAGAGCGUUCCUCUCUGAUGUCACCCAGGCAGUAAACAUUUAUCAGCAGAGAGAAGCCUCUUAGGAACCCCAGGGUUGGAGGUUUGUAAGUCAUUACCAAUGCAAUGGCCAUACUGCCUGGGCAACCCGUGCUCCUGUAAGUAAUCCCUCAGCUGUGCUCCUGUGCUCCAAUAAACUGUUUCAUCAAACUUGA